Molecule: messenger RNA, 570 nt
Organism: Melitaea cinxia (Glanville fritillary)
Lineage: Eukaryota; Metazoa; Arthropoda; Insecta; Lepidoptera; Nymphalidae
Exons: 5
Coding region: 1-570 (189 amino acids)
Source: RefSeq, a predicted model, not a curated record
AUGGGUUACCAGAACGAAUCAGUGACCAGAACAACGACGAAUAACUCUUCAAAUAUUUUAGAAAGAUUCAGCGACAGCACCACAACAUCGAUGAUGACCACCGCCACCACCAAUGUCAUUGUCGCGAAACCAAACAACGGCAACAAACGACCAACCAUCAUAGUUUAUCCCACUGUGACGCCCGAGUCGAUAGUUGUGCCGAUAGUUUCGUGUAUAUUCGGCUUUCCAAUAUUGGCGCUAACAAUAAUAUGCUGUUUGCGACGGAGAGCAAAAUUGGCCAGAGAACGUGCUCGUCGCCGUAAUUGUGAAUUAGACCGGGGCGAGCUGUCUGUCGUGAGAUUAUCUCCAGUGAAGGCCAGGCCCCGCGCAGUCAGCCUCGUCAGAUCGCCCAGGCCGCCACCCACCUUGGAGCUAGACACGGUGCUCGAGGAACGCUCUGAUCCUGAACAAACUACGUUCUCACAGGUCGAAAUAACACCAGACCGCGAAGUUGGUUCAAUUCUAUUCAGCACAAUGGGUGCCGUGGGAAGCGCGGCUCUGACGGCGGCGAGCUGUGCGCGGGACAGCUAG